Messenger RNA from Hemiscyllium ocellatum (epaulette shark), 2936 nucleotides. It is a transcript of the gene pak4, whose product is annotated as p21 protein (Cdc42/Rac)-activated kinase 4. Gene Ontology annotation, biological process: protein phosphorylation; intracellular signal transduction; regulation of MAPK cascade. The record is from RefSeq and is a predicted model, not a curated record. Gene Ontology annotation, molecular function: ATP binding; protein serine/threonine kinase activity. The transcript is spliced from 10 exons. Gene Ontology annotation, cellular component: cytoplasm. NCBI's taxonomy places the organism in Eukaryota, Metazoa, Chordata, Chondrichthyes, Orectolobiformes, Hemiscylliidae. Bases 358 to 2457 code for a protein of 699 amino acids.
AUGUAACAUAAUCCCCGUGGCGGUAGGGAAAACAUUGACUUCUUUAUCUGGGAGGCUGAAAGCAGUAUGAGGAAAUGAUCCUGCCUUGCAAAGUAUUCAGAACCCCUGUCCCUUCGUGAAGAUAAAAAAUCUCAAAGAACAGGGGGGGGCUUGUAAGGUCAGAAUGUGGACUCACUUCAAAGGCACUCUGGACAUAGCCAACUGUUCCCAUCUUGUUUCCAGCCCACAUUAAAAGCUCGAUUCAGGGCACGUCACGGUUCUCUACUGGUCUCGCUGCUUUUACUGUACACUGCAACAGUUACUGGAACUGUGAGAGGGGAUCUUUCUUUUUAAAAGGAUUUGACGUUCAUCUCAACCAUGUUCGGAAAGAAGAAAAAGCGAGUCGAGAUCUCAGCACCUGUGAAUUUUGAGCACCGUGUUCACACUGGCUUCGAUCAGCAGGAGCAGAAGUUUACUGGGCUUCCCAGGCAAUGGGAGAGCCUCCUCGAAGACACUGCUAAACGUCCUAAACCACUGGUUGAUCCGUCGUACAUAACACCUAUUCAGCUUGCUCCGCGGAAGGCCAUUGUUCGAGGAAGUAAAAUUGGAAUCGAUGGCUCUCUGAAUUGGCUUCUGGAUGAAUUUGAGAAUGUUUCUGUAACCCGUUCCAACUCCCUGCGACGAGGAAGCCCACCUUCUCUACUCCGUCAAGAGCCCAUGCAGGAUGGAAUGCAAAAGAAUGGCAUGCACGAGACCCCUCCCAAGAGCACCUACCCCGCUGAACUGGACAGACGCCAUGACCACAAGGGGAGAGGUGAGAGGGUCAAGCAAGGAUCCCGGGAUGAGCGUGACCAAGGCAGGGACGACAGGCAAAAGAACCGGAAUGCUGAGCGGGCAGACAGCCGGGCACACCCACAGCAGCCCAGGGGGCAGGAGCCAAGCAGGACUGGGGGGAGUAGGCCCAAUCAUCAUAACAGCAGGGAGUCCCGGCCUGACCACCACAGGCACCCUGACAACAAGAGCAAACCUCACGACAAGACAGAUGGCAGGAGAGACCAGCCAGGUGAUCGGGAAGGAAACCAUGUUGGUUUCAGCGAGCCCACGAACUCUCAGGAACGGGCGUCGAGGCGAGAGAAACAGGAAAGCUCCGACAAGAGGCCAAAAUCCACACACACAGGCCAGACCAGCCCACAGUCUCCAAGGGACAAGCGACCCCUUUCUGGCCCAAACAUCCGUCCUCCCCAUGCUCCUGGUGGAGAUGGAGCUGUGAAGACUGCGCACCAGACCGGGAGGCCUUUCAACACGUACCCAAUGGCUGAGACAGGAGCAGGCAGAGGGAGCAGCAGUCAGGUUGAUCAUCGAGCAGGAAUGCCCCAUGAUGUCCGACACAAUGGGCCCAACCUGGCUUUGGGUCACGCGAGUAAAGCACAGCGCGGUCAGCACAGGCCAGGCCAUUCUGAGCCGCCACACCAGGCCUUGGUGCCUCAUUCCUCUGACACACACUUGCCACGUGUGGCACAGCCGAACUCUCCGGCUCCGUACCCAGCACAGCCCCAAGGACUCGAGUCGAAGUCACCCCACCGUGAGCCACAGCGGGUGUCCCACCAGCAGUUCAAGGCAGCUCUCCAGAUGGUGGUGGACCCUGGCGACCCAAGAACGUAUCUGGAAAACUUUAUUAAGAUUGGCGAAGGGUCGACAGGGAUUGUCUGCAUUGCCACGGUGAAGAGCACAGGCCAGCUGGUCGCUGUGAAGAAAAUGGACUUGCGGAAACAGCAGAGGCGAGAGCUGCUUUUCAAUGAGGUUGUGAUCAUGCGAGACUACCAUCAUGAAAAUGUUGUGGAAAUGUACAAUAGUUACCUGGUAGAUGACGAGCUGUGGGUGGUGAUGGAAUUCCUGGAAGGAGGGGCGCUAACUGACAUUGUAACGCAUACCAGGAUGAAUGAAGAACAGAUAGCAACCGUUUGUCUGUCUGUUCUGAAGGGGUUAGCUGUUCUACAUGCGCAGGGUGUGAUCCACAGAGACAUUAAGAGUGACUCCAUUCUCUUAACACACGAUGGAAGGGUGAAGCUUUCAGACUUUGGAUUCUGUGCCCAGGUAUCGAAAGAUGUACCAAGACGCAAGUCACUGGUGGGCACUCCUUACUGGAUGGCACCAGAGUUAAUCUCUCGGUUGCCGUAUGGACCUGAGGUGGAUAUCUGGUCUUUGGGUAUCAUGGUAAUUGAAAUGGUCGAUGGGGAACCUCCAUAUUUCAAUGAACCUCCUCUGAAGGCCAUGAAAAUGAUACGGGACAAUCUGCCGCCCAAACUGAAGAAUGGCCAAAAGGUUUCUCCCUUGUUAAAAGGCUUUCUGGACCGGCUGUUGGUACGAGACCCCGCCCAGAGGGCAGUGGCUUCCGAAUUACUGAAACACCCCUUCCUGAGCAAGGCCGGGCUUCCGUCCUGCAUUGUACUACUGAUGAGAGCAAAUCGGAUAAAGUGAGAGAAUUCACAAGUUGCUGGACGCGGCAUUGGGAGAGAAACAGAAAGAAUCUGAUUUAAAACUUUCGAAACUUAUAUCUCAUAAAUAAAUCAUUUGGCAUUUAUGUGAACAGGGUAAUUUCCUGUCUGAGUAGUGGGCCUGAGAGAUUCGCUUUCUACCCCUGGCAAAUUGUUGCCUCAGCAACCACCCAUUUCAACUGGAUCUUCUGACUCUGAACUUUGACACUACUGUUUUCAAGGGGGUUAGAACCACAAAGGAAUAUGAAUACUACUGAACUCCAAGACUUUUGAUUUAUAAAGUGUAACUUAAAGAGACCGCUUAAAGAGAGUUGAUUUAAUGUAGCUUGAACACAGAACAACUAAGAGGAUCUACACUGGAAUUGAUUACUUCCUCCAAAUCAUGAGCUGAUUUUAAACACUGUUAGAUAUAGUGGCUGUACCAGUAUGGAGCAUGCAUCGGGAUUCAGUAUGUGUGUGUGU